Rattus rattus (black rat) is the source of this 802-nucleotide messenger RNA. RefSeq names its product coiled-coil domain containing 182 (gene Ccdc182). The transcript has a single exon. NCBI's taxonomy places the organism in Eukaryota, Metazoa, Chordata, Mammalia, Rodentia, Muridae. The record is from RefSeq and is a predicted model, not a curated record. Bases 28 to 486 code for a protein of 152 amino acids.
UUGGCUUCCUCUCUGCAGAAGGAGAUAAUGGAAGCCCUCUUUCAGGCAGGGUCCAUUCUUAUGAAGGUGAAUACCUUACAGGGCAAGAAGAUGGUAGAGAGUGGGCUCCAGUCUGGGGACCUUUCCCUGUCUCAAUCAUGGCCCUCCUAUCUCCCUCUGCCGGCCGACUUGGAGAUCCUGCAGCAGAAAGUGACCGCGGUGCAAGCGGAGCUGGAGGACUUCAAGAAGGAGGCGCUGAAGGCCAUCCGAUACUUGGAGGACGCCUUCUGCCAGAUGAGCGGGGUUCUGGCACAGCAGGAGGAACAGGCAGCGCGAGUGAAGCAGCGGCUGAGGGAGGAGGAGGACCGCGGCAUAGUUCGCAACAAGGUCCUCACCUUCCUCCUGCCCCGGGAGAAGCAGCUUCGUGAACACUGCCAGCGGCUGGAGAAGAUGCUGGUCAGGAGCCACGACCCGCAGAGAGUCAUCAAAAAGAGCCAGGCCGACUGAACGGCCCUCGUGUGCAUCUGAGCUGGCGAGCAAGAUUGUUUUUUAAUGGAAGGACAAACGUUAAGUCCCCAUUUAUUCCCCUUUCCCCAUUUUUAUUGCUUUCCUGCUACCAAAAUAACACCAUGCAGAGAGGCAAAAAAGACCUCAAUACGGUUUUCGGGUGAAGUUCCGUUUAUCCAGCCUCGGCAGGGAAGGAGUCCCUAGACACUAAGUCAGACCUGUAACGGUCACCUCGAACUGUUCCCGGUUUGUAAUGGUUCGGUUGCUUGGAUGCAGUAGCAUUUUUUUCUUGUACAUUCUUAAACCGGUUGUGUUG